GUGUUAUUCAAGACAAAAUGUUAUGCUCAGUUAUGUGUUGAGUCACUGUUGUAACUUCACUACACUUAUUCUCAACUGACGGUGGUUUUCCAGAAUGAUGAACUUUGACGACGUGUUGAGACAACUGGGGGAGUUUGGUACGUACCAGAAAUGGCUGUAUGUACUUCUGUGUCUACCAUCAAUACCACAGUCUCUCCAGGUCAUACAGGCAGCUGUGUUUUUGUUCGCGGUUCCUGAACACAGGUGCGCAAUUCCAGGACUGGCAAAUGACACCUACGAAAUUCAGAAUGACUUUCACGAACAACUCAUAAACAGUUCCAUUCCCAUGACAUCUGGUUACUAUGGCGAUGAGAAGUAUUCCCGCUGUCAACUGUAUCUACAAACCAAUACCUCCAAUAUACCUACAAGUAAUAUCACAGAGCCUUGUAAUGCCUGGGUGUACGACCAAUCACAGUUCAUGUCCACGAUUUCAGAAACGCUUGAUUUUGUCUGCGAGAAGAGGUCCUACGUGAGUCAUGCCAAGAUGCUUGGUAUGUUUGGGCAUCUGGUCGGCGGUGUGAUUAGUGGUCCAUUGUCAGACAUGUUUGGAAGACGACCAGUUAUAAUCACUAACAUGUUCAUCCUGGUGGUGCUCAGCAUCUGUCUGGUGUGGUCCAACUCAGCCCCCUUGAUCUUCAUCCUUGAUUUUAUCAUUCAAUGUGUCGCCCUGGGACAGUACCUCGUUUGCUUCGUAUUUGGAAUGGAAAUAGUGGGUCCGGCUAAGCGUAUGUGGGCAGGAGUUGCCAUGAACCUCUUCUGGAGCGCGGGGAACAUGGUGUCAGCUCUUACAGCCUAUCUCUUCCGGGACUGGAAGACUCGACAGCUGAUUGUCAGCAUUCCGGCAAUUCUCUUUGCGUAUUUGUAUUUUAUCCCAGAGUCUCCAAGGUGGCUUCUUAAACAUGGAAAAAGGGAAGAGGCUAAAAUCAUAAUGGCAAGUAUGUCAAAGAAGAACAAAGUUAAACUAGAUCCAGAUAUUCUUGAUGAGGUCGAUAUCGAAAAGGAAGAGGUAAAACAAGAACCAUUCUGGAAUCUCUUGAAGUCAUCAGUGAUGAUGCGGCGAAUGAUCAUCAUCUGCUAUAACUGGUUUGCAGUUGGAAUGGGUUUCUACGGCCUCAGCAUGAACGUCAACAACCUCGCUGGUAGCAUCUACCUCAACUUCUUCUUGUUCAUCACCGUGGAGGCUGCUGCAUACGUGUCCUGUUUUUUCCUAAUGGAUCGUAUUGGCCGCAAGUUGUUGCUGUGUAUAUCGAUGGCACUUACAGGGGCAGCAUGCAUUCUGCCUUUGGUCCCAGUCCUGGUUUCGGAUACACCUGAGAAAUGGGCCAUCAAUAUCCUCGCUAUCAUCGGAAACACGUGUGCCUCUGCUGCCAUGUGUAGCGUCUACACCUUCACAGCUGAACUCAUGCCGACCACGUCAAGGACAUUUGGCAUGUCAAUGAGUUCUGUGUGCUGUAGAGUCGGAAGUCUACUCUCUCCAUAUAUUGUUGACCUGACCCUGCACGUAUCAGGACGGUUUGGUCAGAUUCUCCCAAUGCUGAUAUUCGGGGGUAUCACAAUCUUGGCGGCACUUCUGGCUCUGCUCCUCCCGGAAACGCGGAACAAGAGGCUACCGGAAUCCAUAAAGGAAGCUGAGAUGCUCGGGACGAGCGAGUACGACAAAGAUGUCACAGGCACAUCUCCAGUUGAACUAAUUCUACUUGAAUCUGAGUCAAAGGAGAAAGACGGCGAAGCUGAAGAUAUGACAUAAAUGACAAUGUUCCAGGCGGUCUGCUUUGUGAUGAAAUAAACAUAGAUGUACAGGACAUAUAUAACCCAUCUCAUUGUGAAUGCCGUCUAACAUUUUCAGAACGUAUGAGACACAACAAUCAAAUAUUGCCAUGUAUGUUACAUUGUUUUCAUGUAUAGAAAGCGAUUAUUGUGAGUA
This is a messenger RNA of Haliotis rubra (blacklip abalone), 1963 nucleotides long. RefSeq names its product organic cation transporter protein-like. The transcript has 10 exons. NCBI's taxonomy places the organism in Eukaryota, Metazoa, Mollusca, Gastropoda, Lepetellida, Haliotidae. Gene Ontology annotation, molecular function: transmembrane transporter activity. The record is from RefSeq and is a predicted model, not a curated record. Gene Ontology annotation, biological process: transmembrane transport. Bases 95 to 1786 code for a protein of 563 amino acids. Gene Ontology annotation, cellular component: membrane.